CAUCCCGUCGCUUCAUCAUGGAUCUGAGGAAUAUAAGACUCGGUGGAUUUAUUGCACAGAUCGCCCUUCUUCUUCACGGCCCGUACGGGGCAACUGGAGAAGAGGUGUGUGACAGCCCACUGGUGUCCAAUCUGUCACCGUCAUCCUUCAGAAGCUCCUCCCAACUUUCCAGCAGCCAUGGGCCAGGCUUCGCAAAGCUGAACAGGAGAGAAGGUGCUGGAGGAUGGUCUCCUCUGAAGUCAGACAGGUACCAAUGGUUGGAGGUGGACUUGGGGGGGCGGACCCAAAUCACCGCCAUCGCCACACAGGGUCGCUACGGCAGCUCUGAUUGGCUGAGAGCCUACCUUCUGAUGUUCAGUGACACGGGACACAACUGGAAACAGUACCGGCAGGAGGACAGCAUAGGGGCCUUUCCCGGUAACACUAAUGCAGACAGCGUGGUUCAGUACAAGCUCCAGCAGCCAGUGAUAGCUCGCUACCUCCGUCUGAUCCCGCUGGACUGGAAUCCAAAUGGACGGAUCGGACUCAGGCUGGAAACAUAUGGCUGUCUUUACAACUCUGAUGUGGCAAGUUUCGAUGGCAGGAGCAGCCUGCUCUACAGAUGGAGCCUUAGGCCAAGGCAGACGGACAGAGAGGUCAUUUCUUUCAAGUUUAAAACCCCAAGAAAUUCUGGGAUACUCCUCCAUGCAGAAGGACAAAGACAACUCAGCCUUACUAUGGAAUUGGAGAGAGGAAAGCUACUGCUGCUGCUCAGACGAGGGAGGAGUUCGUCCUCUGAGGAUCAGCGUCUGGUCUCCCUGGGCAGCCUGUUAGAUGACCAGCACUGGCACCAUGUAGCCGUGGAGCGUCUGGGCUCUCAGCUCAACUUCACUGUGGAUAAAAGCACACAGCAUGUUCACGUCCCAGCAGAGCUCAGCCACUGGGACCCGGAGCAGCUCAGUGCGGGAGCAGUCCAGAUCCACAGCUCUCAGAAGCUGAUCCACUCCAAGAAGAACUUCCAUGGCUGCCUGGAAAACCUGCUUUACAACGGCUUUAACCUGAUAGACCUAGCUAAAAGCAAGAACCAGCAGGUCACUGUCAUGGGCAAUGUGACCUAUACUUGUGCUGAGCCAGUUUCAGUUGCUGUGACAUUCUCUGGUUCCCAGAGUUAUCUCCAACUGCCGGGGGCAAUAGCAUCAUCAUCAGGCGGCAUGUCUGUGGGCCUCCAGUUCCGCACAUGGAACAAGGCGGGGCUGUUGUUGACCUUUGACCUCCCCCAGCAGGGGGGUGUGGUCUGGCUGUACCUGAGUGUUGCCAAGCUCCGCCUACAGAUCCACAAAGCUGGCAGAGCACUGCUGGAACUCAGCGCAGGUUCGGGUCUGAAUGACGGUCAGUGGCAUUCUGUAGAGUUGAAUUCCAGACGAGGUCGUCUGGCCAUUUCUUUGGACAAAGAGGAAGGAGCCACCGCUCACACCACCCCGUCAUUUCCUGUCACCCCAGGAAGUCACCUUUUCUUUGGUGGUUGUCCUUUUGAGGAAAGCAGCCAGGAGUGUAGAAAUCCUUUUAAUCAUUUCCAGGGCUGUAUGCGUCUGCUCACUCUGAACAACCAACUUGUGGACCUGAUCAAAAUGCAGCAGAGGAUGCUGGGAAACUACAGUCACCUGCAGAUUGACAUGUGUGGCAUCAUUGACAGGUGUUCUCCUAGUCACUGUGAACAUGGAGGCAGGUGUAGUCAGUCAUGGACCACCUUCCACUGUAACUGUUCUGACAGCGGCUACGGCGGAGCAACCUGCCACAGCUCAAUAUAUGAGCAAUCCUGUGAGGCGUACAAAUACAGAGGAAACGCGUCAGGACAUUAUUACAUUGAUGUGGACGGAAGUGGAUCCAUCAAACCUCAGCUUAUCUACUGCAACAUGACAGACACAACGUGGAUGGUGAUUCCACACAAUAACACAGAGCUGACCAGACUCCAACCAUCCUCGAUGGGGAAAAAGCACUCAGCCCACUUUGACUAUUCAUCUGAGGAGGAGCAGUUAUUGGCCAUCAUCGGCCAAUCAGAUCACUGUGAGCAGGAAUUGUCCUACCACUGCAGGAAGUCCCGCCUCCUGAACACACCAGAGGGCUCUCCGUUUAGUUGGUGGGUGGGAGGUCCAUCUCCGGGGCAGAUCCAGACUUAUUGGGGUGGCGCUUUACCAGGCAGCCAGCAGUGUGCCUGUGGCCUGCAGGAGAACUGUGUGGACCAGAAGCAUUACUGCAACUGCGACGCCGACCGCAUGGAAUGGGCUAAUGACUCUGGCCUGCUGAUGCAUAAAGAGGCCCUCCCCGUCUGGUCUCUGGUACUGGGGGACAUCCAGAGGCCCGGGUCAGAGGCCGCCUACAGAGUUGGACCACUCCGUUGUCAUGGAGACAAGAACUUUUGGAAUGCGGCAUUUUUUGACAAGGAGACGUCGUACCUGCACUUCCCCACCUUCCACGGAGAGCUGAGCGCAGAUAUCUCCUUCCUUUUUAAAACCACAGCCUCCUCUGGGGUCUUCCUGGAAAACCUGGGCAUCAAAGACUUCAUCCGGAUUGAACUCAGCUCCUCUACUGAGGUCCUCUUCUCCUUCGACGUGGGGGACGGGCCGUUUGAGGUGCAUGUGGAGGCCGGCGCCCCGCUCAACGAUGACAGGUGGCACCGCGUGCUAGCGGAGCGGAACGUCAAGGAGGCAAUGCUACAUGUCGACAACCUCCCUCCCUCCACCCGGGAGGCCCCCACCGACGGACACAUCCACCUACAGCUCAACAGCCAGUUAUUUAUAGGAGGCACAGCGUCCAGGCAGAAGGGCUUCAGGGGCUGUAUCCGCUCCCUGCAGUUGAAUGGAGUCACCCUCGACCUGGAGGAGAGGGCAAAGAUCACCCCCGGGGUCCGGCCCGGCUGCCCCGGACACUGCAGCAGCUAUGGCUCUCUGUGCCAGAACCACGGCCGCUGUGAAGAGAAGACCACCGGUUUCUCCUGUGACUGUGGCCCUUCAGCCUACACGGGCGCUUUCUGCCAUAGAGAGGUGUCUGCCAGCUUCAAGCCAGGGACGUCCGUGCGUUAUACCUUCAAGGAGCCCUAUGAGCUGAACAGGAACAGCAGCAUCCUUCCCUCCUCCAUCUACUCGGAUGUCACUGUGAGAGGAGAGAACAUCUCUGUGAGCUUCAGGACCAGUCAGAGCCCAGCCCUGCUCCUCUAUGUCAGCUCCUACUACAGAGAGUACCUGGCCCUCCUCCUCAACAAACACGACAAGCUGGAGGUCAGAUACAAGCUGGACAACAGCAGAGAUGCUGAAGUGUUGAGGAGCGGAGUGAGGGGACUGGCCAACAGACAGCUACACAAGAUCACCAUCAGGAGACUUCUAGACACUGUGUCUGUGCAGAUAGACCAGCAUGCCAGAGAAGUCUUCAAUCUGACAUCUGAUGGAGAAUUCAACGGCAUCAAGUCUCUGAUUCUGGGACGAGUACAAGAGUCUGAUGAGUUGGAUCCAGAUCUGGCCAGGCUGGCCUCUCUUGGGUUUACUGGCUGUCUAUCUGUGGUCCAGUUUAAUGCCAUCAGCCCUCUGAAAGCCGCUCUGCUCUAUCCUGACACCAGUCCUGUCAUCAUCACUGGCCCAUUGGUCCAGUCUAAUUGUGGCUCCUCCACUCCAGCCAACCCCUAUGCAGCAGAAAACACACACCACCUGUCAGACCGGUCUGGUUCAGUGGGCACAGGUCAACCUAUAGUCAAUGCCAUCAGGAGUGACUCAGCUUUGAUUGGAGGUGUAAUUGCAGUGGCAAUCUUUGUCACUGUGUUUGGACUUGCAAUAUUGGCCAGAUACCUGUACAGGAGAAAAGAGACCUAUCGGAACCAGGAAGUGAAGGGGGUGAAAGCCGAAGACAGCCCAGAGUUCCCCUUCAACAGCCAGGCCGACUCCCAGAACAUUUCCAGUGAGAACCCAAAGGAGUACUUCAUUUAA
Lampris incognitus (smalleye Pacific opah) is the source of this 3953-nucleotide messenger RNA. RefSeq names its product contactin associated protein family member 3 (gene cntnap3). The record is from RefSeq and is a predicted model, not a curated record. The coding region runs from base 18 to 3953 and encodes 1311 amino acids. The transcript is spliced from 24 exons. Lineage: Eukaryota; Metazoa; Chordata; Actinopteri; Lampriformes; Lampridae.